Messenger RNA from Trametes versicolor FP-101664 SS1, 1553 nucleotides. RefSeq lists its product as uncharacterized. The coding region runs from base 1 to 1443 and encodes 480 amino acids. Lineage: Eukaryota; Fungi; Basidiomycota; Agaricomycetes; Polyporales; Polyporaceae. The record is from RefSeq and is a predicted model, not a curated record. The transcript has 3 exons.
AUGAGUCGCAUAAUCCUCGAUGUAGUGCCACUGCUCAAUCUUCUCGUGUUGCUCUGCGCUAUCCGUCUGGUAGCGGCUGCCGUUCGCACCAUCGCGAUAGACGACACGUAUGGGGACGAGGCCACAGGGGCGCUGCCUGUGUAUUCCCCGUCCGCCGAGUGGUCACAGGGGCAACCGUGCGUCGCCGAUGACGAUGCGUGCCUCGUGAACCCGGACCCGAGUAUGGUGCGGAACGGUACCUGGCAUGACUCCGUCGGCUCGUCCGUUGACGCGCCACCGCGCACAAUCGACCUCGUUUUCAAAGGAAACUCGAUAUCCGUGUACUGCAUCAUCUCGGAGGUCGAUCGCGUCGAAAUCGGCGUGUCGAACAUGACUUUCGAGCUCGACGGUCAGGCGGUCGGGAAGUUCUUCCGCGACGUCAGCGGGCAGACGGACGCGGCUGGAGAUUACGAGAUCCAUUACAACUUCCAGGUGUUCAACUACUCCGUGCCCGAGGGGAACCACACGUUGCGAAUCAAUUCGGUAGGCUACUCGCGGAUGCUGUUCGAUUAUGCGCUCUACACGACGAAUUCAGAUCUGGCGAAUACCACUGUAUCUCCCCUGGAGGCAUCGCCUUCCACGACUGCGUCUGGACAGGCUUCCAGCGAUGCAUCCCGCGAGAGUCAGCCGAACGUCGGAGUCAUUGCGGGCGCGACGGCCGCGGGGACGGUUGCGGUCCUGGCGAUCGGAGUGCUGCUCUUCGUCUUCCUUCGCAGGAGGCGCCGCCUCAUGAAACGCUACGAACCGGACCAUAGCGACAGAUUGAAGCCAAACCGACGGUCGCAAGGGCAAGGCGGCAGAGAAGGCAUGAACUUCGCCUCAUCGGUCGCAUCGCUGCCGUACGAGGAGUCCAUCGCAUCUAGCCAUCCGUAUCCACAUACACCUCGUUCGCGCUAUCAUGAAAGCUCAGAAGGGCAUUCGCGAGAACCUUCGCCGUCCGACUCCGAUGUGCCCCUCAUGGGAAUCUCCUCGUCCAACCAAGACCCAUUCUCACGGGGGCAGCAGCCGCGCAUCGUCCAGGUCGGCGGGGAGACGAGGCUCGAAGGGCCGGAUAACUCGAUGGCGCGCCUUGCGCGUAAAGAGAUCGCGGAGCGCGAGGCGGAGCUCUCGCGGCGGGUACAAGAAGUCGAGAACGCCUUGGCGACGAGGCGUUCCACCGACGCGCCGCCGGGUGCUGAGACGUCCUCGUCCGCGGAUCGUCCUGGUCCCUCCCAAUUAGGGCCUGGUUCUACACCACCGACGUCAAGUAUAUUACCGCCGCACGAAGGCACCUCGGAAGCCGUCUUGCGCGACCAGUUGAACGAACUGCGAGCGGAAAUGGAGAGGAUGAAGAUCUUGCAGCAACAGAUGACACUCGAACUGCGGGAUGCUAUAGAACCACCACCGGGAUACCAGGCAGCAUGACAUCGAACUCCGUUUGCUGUGCGACGGCGGAGUUUCUUGAGUUAGGUUCAGUGGACAUGCUACGGAGAUGACGCUAUAAGGUUUCAUUGGACACUGCAGUGAAGGAGAAG